AGUAAAAAGAUGAGGCGAGCGGCUGACUCUCUUAAACCUUACUCGCCUCUCGUGCUGGCAGGAUCAGUGUGCCUUGUGGUCCCCUGUGGAGUGGGAGGAAAAGAGGAAUACUGGAAAUAACGUUGAGGGCCAGUGAGGGAGGGAGUGCCUUUAAGACCUGGUAGACACUCAUCUCGGGUCCUCAUUAUCCAAACUGAUUUUCCCUAUUAUUUCCUCUCCUUUAUCUGAUUUUCCUCAUUAUUUCCUCUGAUUUUCCUCCACCUUUACGUUUAUCUAUCUCUGGUUCUUAUCUUUCUUCUUCCUGUGUGCUUAUUCUCCCUUUCUCUCCCUUGUUCUCUCUCCCUGUGUAAUUUACCUCCCUAUUUUUCUCUCCCAGCCUCAGUGUCUUUCUCUCCCCCUCUCUUUCCUCUCCCUUAUUCUCUCUCCCUGUGUCUCCUUUACCUCCCUUAUUUCUCUCUCCCAGCCUCAGUGUCUCCCUCUUUCUCUCCCUCUCUUUCCUCCAGUUCCUCUCCCUCUCGCUCCCUCUCAAGUUCCUCCCUGAAUCUCCUCUUUUUCCUCCCUCAUUUAUCUCCCUUCCACGCCCUUCUAAGCCCUCACGCCCUCAUGGACACUUGGUUAAAUCUCCCUGCCUUAAAAUGAGCCCAAAACUGCAGAAAAUAACGUGAAAAUAACCGGAAAAUAACAAGAAAUAGUCAUGUGGUGUGCCUCCUCAUGUCCUCCUCCUCCUCCACCUCGUCUCUCCUCUGAGGACAAAAUGUGGAGAAAUUAGUUAUUUUUCCUCUUUAUUUGUGGCCUCCUCCUCCUCCUCCUCCUUCUUCUCCUUUAAAAAUCACCACCACCACCACCACCACCAUGAACCAUGACAUGAAGGAGGAGCGCAUGUCCCCGGUCAUGAUGGGGGGCAUGUGUCCUGACGCCCCCCACCCGCCGUCCCCUGAGGAGCCCAGGGACCUCAGCAUUAAGCGGAAGCUGCGCCCCGUCCCUCCCCCGCUGGACCUGAGCAAGAGGAACCUGGAGCCCGAGGCGAUGAUCCCUGAAUUUACGGCCAUCAACACCACCAGCCCGCGGUCCCCCCUCACACAGAAGAGUCUGCCCCUCAGGAAAAGAGCACACAGCUGGUCCUUCCAGCUGGAGGUGCAGGGGCUGCAGCUGCCGGCCAACGCCUCCCAGGGAGUGAUCCGCUGCACCGCCGAGAUCCGGGACCAGACCACGGGGGCCCUCAACUCCUCCUCCUCGUCCUCCUCCUCAUCGUUAAGGAUCCCGGGCCUGCCCACGCCCCACACACCCCACACCCCGCACCCCCCCCACUCAGCCAUCCCUGUCAUCACCAGUCGGUUCCCCUUCAGUGAAGGGAACCACAGUGAAGGGAACACAGGGGCAGCCUCCAUGGGUCACGGGGACCUCUCUGGGGGUGCCCAGGGGCCCCUCAACCUCUCCACUGGGGCCGUGAGUGGGCUGCCCUCCUCCUUACUCUCCCCGGCCCCCUCCCACCCCUCCACCUCCUCCCUCAACUCAUCCCGGGAGGAGCUGGAGAAUGAGGUAACAAUGGCAGAGUGCCACGCCCCCUACUCCCAUGCCCCCUCCCCUCACAUGCCCUCCCCCCACAUGCCGUCCCCACACCUCAUGUCCCCACACCCCCACCUUCCCAUGGGACCUCAGGGACUGGGCGGCCAUGGGCUGGCAGACAGGUUAGGGCCAGGUUCCUCUCCGUGCCCAGCCUCCAUGUCCCCCCAGCCCACCUCGGGGCACCAGUGGCCCACCAAUGUGUGGUCUGUGUUCAUGUCAGGGGUGCGGGUCCACUUUGUGCUGGGGGGCGGGGGGCAGGUGACGGGGGCCAAGAUGAGCGAGGAGCUCGGCCAGCUGGAGCGCACCCACCAGCAGCGCUACGCCCCUCACGGCCUCCACCUCAUGCGCAUCCUCCACGAGGGGCCAACCCCGCACAUCUCUGCCCCGUCCUACUGCCAGCUGUACUUCAGGCCGGUGGUGGUGCAGCAGGAGGACAUCAUGGUGGUCACGCCCCCCGACCACCCCUUCUACGUCCACGGGAAAGGGUGGUGCAGUGUGUUCCCUGAGCGGACCACCGAGCGCUACAGCCUCCCAUGCCAGCAGCUCCAGGAGGGGGACGUGUGUCUGCCGCCCUACCACCCCGAGACCACUCAGACCCCCAUACCUGUCGUCACCCCAGACCUCACGGACGCCAUGAAGAGUGUGCAUUUCAGGUUUGACUUCAACGACGACCCGCUUGAAGGGGGCGCCGGGGCAUACUCCGCCCCUCCCAGCGCCACCUUCCCCCCUCACACCCACCGCACAGUCUUCCUCUCCCCGCCGGCCUCCCCCUCCAAGAAGAACAGGGAGGGGGCUCGCGGCGGGGGAGGGGGUGCCAGUGGGGGGCCGCCGCCUGGGUCCAUGGAGGGUGCUGGGGUGAGAGCUCGGCGGCCCAUGAACGGAUUUAUGCUCUUCGCCAAGCAUCACCGCUUAAAGCUUAUCCAGCAGUACCCUGGCAAAGAUAACAGGGCUAUUUCGGUCCUCCUGGGCGUGAUGUGGAAGUCCCUGCCAGAGGAGGACCGGGAGACCUUCAAUGCGGAGGCUCGGGCACAGGCGGAAGAGCGGAAGAAGAUCGACCCCGACUGUUGGAAGAGGAAACGCUCCCACUCCACCAGCUAAGGCACCACAUCUCUAGGGUCAACUUUUUUUUUAGCGUGUAUGAAUGAAUUUUUUAUACAUUUCCCCGUUUAGCGAAGGAAUCACCGGAAGUUUUAGCAUUAUUUAUAGCUGUCCGAAGGUGAAGAAGACGUGCCAGUCAAAAUUGGUAGCCGUGCAUUGCGUUGUUAAGUGUGUCCCUCACGUCGUCCCCUCGUCAGAGCGCAAAAGGAUUCAUGUGUCGUGCCGUAGCGUUGCAAUUGUCGCAGUUUUUCUUUUAUUUCGCACACUCGUAACCUCUCCCAAUGGUGGAGAUGCCAAGUUGAAGUCCUGCUGUGGCUGCCCUUUAUACAUACAAGUUUAUUUUUAUGCCUCAGUCAGGUAUAUACAGAACUCUCGAUCUUGCUCACCAACCCUCAAGUUCCACGCAACACCCCCACAGUGACAUUUCCUUGGGCAUACUUGGGGAAGCCUCAAGAGUGUUGGCGUUCAGCUGUCCAUCGCCUGGCUGAAGCGUCGUCACUCUCAUCUCAGUAACGCCCUCCAGGUCUCUCUCUCGCAUGGCUGUUGGGCCGGAAAGCACCACUUGUGAUUCACUGGUCUGCUGUGAAUCUUGGUAGUUUUGUCUGACUUGUUUUCCUUCCCUUUCCUCUCCUCGUCGUCCUCCUCCUCGUCUUCCUCCUCAUCCACCAGAGUCUUCAAGUUCUGUCUCUUUAUUUUGUUGCAUUUUCCUGCUUCUGGGUUGUGUCAUUUUGUUGCCUUGUUUUGCUUUAUUCUCCGUUUUGUCCUAUUCAGUAUAUUUAUUUUUUCUUUCCACCUCUCUCCUCUCUCUCCUCCUAAUACCUUAUCACACCUUAAUUUUCCACCUCUAUUCUUUCUCUCCCUAAUACCUUAUCACACCUUAAUUUUCCACCUCUAUUCUUUCUCUCCCUAAUACCUUAUCACACCUUAAUUUUCCACCUCUCUCCUCUUUCUCUAAUACCUUACCACACCUUAAUUUUCCAUCUCUCUCCUCUCUCCUCCUAAUACCUUAUCACACCUUAAUUUUCCACUUCUCUCCUCUCCUAAUACCUUACCACACCUUAAUUUUCCACCUCUCUCCUCUCUCUCUAAUACCUUACCACACCUUAAUUUUCCCUCCGUCCUUCAUUACCUUCAAUCACAUAUGUUUGUUUUUUCUUUCGUGUUUUACUACCAGUGAUACUGCAACUAAAAUAUCAAGGAACUAAGUAUUAUCACCAUAUUUAUAUUCUAGUUCAUAAGUUUUACUAAGUUGUUUUCUCAUCAGUUUAUUUUGUAAGUCUAUAUAACUCUUCUGCCUCUACUGCUUUUUUAUUUUUUUUUAUUAGUUCAUAUUUCCGAGUCAUUUUAUUAUUGUUAUUAUUAUCGUUGUUAGUAUUGUGAUUGAUCUCUUUGUUAUACACUGUCCAGGGGUGAAACGCAGUCCUUUACGAGAUAACUUAUUCUACUUAUGAUUCUGCCGCUCGUUGUUUUUAUUUUAUUUGUGAUGCAGUAUUUUUAUCGUAACUCGGUUGGGAGAGCACGCUGAGGACAUGACUGGAUGUGACCUAACUUUCCUCUCCCUCCUCCUCCUCCUCCUGCUGCUGCUCAUCGUCUGGCAUCAUUAGUUGUCCUGCCUCAUACCACCCCCCCACCCCAUGUCUCCCCCCUCCCCCCCCUGAGGUGCCGUCCACAGUAUUACUUUCUCGGUAUUGAGGGAAUCAAGACUGUGUUCACCUGGAGCUCAGCAAACAUACACUUGGGCAUCGUUCUGGGUCCGCGCCGACCUGACUCAUGCAGAAAAACAAUAUAUGGAACAAGAAACGGCAAGGGAAUACGCUUGUCCGAUGUUUACACUCGAUACCUGCGUGUGCAUGUCUGUCUGUGUGUGUGUGUAUAUGUGUCUCUGUGCCUCUUACACCCAUGCUCUGAAUUUGCACUCAACUAUUCCAUUCCCCUCCGAUUGGUUCUUUUUAACCCUCCAUCUCGGAACAGUGAUUACAGAAGUCCCUCAGGCAUAUCAAGAACUACUAAAUACAUUAGAACACACUCGCCUUACUUGAAUGUGAUAUUAGGAGCGUUGAGAGAGAUCUAUCGAGUGCCCUGGCCAGUGACCUUCCCUGCUGGGCCUGUGAUGUUUAAAGUAUAUUUAUUGACUGCCAGUGUGGCUUGAAGUUUCUUGUACUCAUUGGCUAUUUUCUGCAAUAUCAAUCCAAAUAGUUGGUAAUUGUAACCUAAGAUUAUCAUCAUAAGGUCAUUUUUGUGGUAACAGAGUUCUUUAAUGAUUGCCUGGUUGAUUAAAUCUCUAUAAUUUAAAAAGUUGACACCAUAUAAUACAAGUAAUCUGAUAGGUUGUUAGUUAAUUUUUAUUCUUGAGAAAUUUUUGUCUGGCAUAAAUAGAUGCUCCUUGACUUACAGUGGGUGACUCUCUGAUAAACCCGUGAUGAGUUAAAAAUGAUGUUGAAUACAGUCCUGCUGAACAUCACGACACUCAGAACACUCCAUGUAGCUUACAAUUGACUACAUGUUGGUGCUCCACCAGUGUAAAGUAAAAAGUUGUAAAGCCAAGAAGCAUUGUAAGUAGAGGAGCAUCUGUGCUGCACUAGUAAGAGGAAGCAAUGCCACCUGAAGCACCUCUCAUGCUGCUCUGGUGACCUUCAUGACUCCUGGCCUUUGAAACAUUACUCCAGACCUCCAGUGGUUUUCAAGCACAUUUCUCACUAAGCACAAGUAUCACGUUGUCUGCCUUGACAAUGCUAAGAUCCUUCUGUCUGUCUGUCAGAAGUCAUCUGUCUGUCCUUCCUGCACAACAUGUCAGUAGCCUUCUCUCACCACUGGCAUUAUGUCCCUAAUUUCCAUAAGCAGAAAUUACUGUAGACAUAAAGUCUGAGCAGGCCACACAGCCCUGGGUGUGUCUGUCAGCAGUGUGUGCACGGCCAGGCCUUUGCUUCCUCCUACACGUGGCGUGCCGCGGCCAGACGCAGGGCGGCGGCCACCAGCCCCGCCCUGUCCUCGUGCAUCCCAAGUCUUUCAAGAGCACAAAUAAUAUGUAUAGAACAAAGUAUAAGUUUUGUUUAAAUUCUAAAUAUAUAACUAUUUUUCUACUCUUACCCUAAAUCUUCCCUGUUUUCCAAAGCUACAUUGCCUGUAAAUCUCUGUUGUUAUGAAAGAGGUCUCUUCCCGAAGGUACGUGCUAUGUUACAUAUUGUAACGCGAUAGAGGUACAUAUGUUUUUUAUUGAAAAAUUUAAAGGUAUAGGCUAAGAUGUUUAAAUUUGCUCAGAAAAUAGUAGUGUUCUAGAUAGUAAUAUUAAGCUUGACCUGACAAGCUGUAGCACAUGACUGUAUUAUCCUGCCAAGACUACGGUGAUCUCGCCACACAGCUUGUGUCUUUCAUCCCUGUCAGGAGGUUCAGCCAAAUUACUUCCUUUAUGGAUUCAAAUCAUCUUGAGAGGCAUUUCCCCAAUUGUAUGUUUUGUUGAGGAGUCUACAAGUCAAGUCUUGUUUCAUCACAAGAGUUGGUGACAGUGUUCCUGCCAGCCCUUGUAGCGCUAGGUGUCAGGCACCAGUGUGUCCCCCUGUACACAGUGUACCACCACUAGGGCCACUGCCUCACCACAGUCUGUCCCUUCCUGCCCGGCCGGCCGCACCGCCCGGCUCUGGCCUAGCUGAAGGCAUCUGUAGUUUAGUUCUUGUGAUCUCAUUAUAAAGGUGUCUUGGUCCAUCCACGGCAGUGGGUCGGGUCAGCUACAUACAUGUACUGUAUCUUAUCAUGGCAAACUGAAGUAGAGGUCUGGGUGUUCUUCAUGGUGUUAAAGGAAAACAAUCUGGCUUUGUUAUUACAUGUACUGGAAUCCAUCACUGGUGUCUCAGCAUGUGUACCGUACGCCUCUCCCUCAUUUGUCAUUGCUAUAUGGUAUGCUUUAAAUGUUUAGUAUAAUGUAUGGAGUUUUUGUUAAUCUAUAACACAUUUUAUAAUGUGGUUAAAUUGAUUUCCAAUGUUGACAAUCACACAAUAUAGAGAUGACUAUAUUUUUAUCAUUGUGAUUAUGGUGUGAAUGUGGCCUGGGACUCCGGGAGGAAUGUGGUGUAUAACUGAGGUCCAGCGCUCCACGGGUCCCCCACCCAUCCCGUCCCCAGGCCGGGGCUGCACCAGCCCCCGUGUUCACACAGUGACGGCACAGAGCCAGGGCAGCCCGGCGCCAGAGCUCCACCCCUGCCUCCUGUCCAUAUAAAUGGACACUUGUUGCUGCUCAAUUUGGCCACACCUUCAGCCCCAGCUCCAGCCCAGCUCUAGUGUUGUGAUGUUGACGGGUAGUGUAUGGCAGGACAGGGUCUGCCCGGGGCCACAUGCCGUCAAAACAAGGGUCCGUCUGAUCUCACUACUCUAGGGUAAGAAUAAAGAUCUAAGUGAUAGCCAUUAUAUGCUGUUUUCAGUGUUACUUCUUAGUAUUACUGUUAGCACUCAGAAGUGCUUGUAUUAUGUACAUGUUCUUUAUGAGCCUCAGGCCUCCUGUUGCAGCUGAUCAGCCUUUUUAAUAUUUUUCCACCAGAUGUAGUUAUGUAGUCUUUUCCAGCUUUAACGAUAAUUUUCAAGUGCGAGCAUAUGUAAGAACUAUGUCGCUUUUCCCUGAGGCCUGUGACUUUAAAGAACAUUUACUUUGCUGCACAUUGCUGGUGGUCCUUGCCAAAUACACCGUGGAUAGCGUUGCUUAGGGUGAAGGCAAACCCUGCUACAUGGACAUCCUUCAUACAAAACCCAAAAUCCCUUUCAGUUCAGUGUUACUGUGAAAAUUUAUGUCUCUACAGUUUUGACCUAAAUUUGUGUAGCAAUGUCGAUCCAGGUUGUUCUGGCAUGGCUCACAGCAAUGCCGCACCACGAUACUGUUUAUAUGGUCCCUCGCCGCCUGUAGCUAGGUGUUGGCGGCAGCGACCGUCUCCUGGGGGUGUGGAGGGUGCAACACACAGGACUGCGGCACACCCAGCAUCUGAACCGUCUCUCCGGCCAUCUGUAAAAGUGCAAUGUUUAUUUUUUCUAUGUAUAUAAAAAAAGAUUUAUGUAGAUUUGGCCCCCUACUUUAGCCAUCAGAGAAAGUAUACUGAGAAGUGCACAACUGUUAAGGCUAGGUUAGUACAUCCAGGGUGUUUUAUUUCAAAUGUAACAAAUUCUGUGAUUGGAAAGUGACCUGAGGUAAAUUUUAUGAGAGUUGCUGAGCAUUUUAGAAGUGCAGCAGCAAACACAACUUUAUAUCAUCGGCAAGCUUUGUGAAGAAGCCACUGUUUCACUGUCUUCCGAGGCUGGCUAAUACAGCCCACCUAUGUUAGAUGUUGCGGUUCCUAGCACUACUGAGGUCCGUGUCUGGCCGAGGAGUGAAGAUCGGUGGUGCCAUGCUUGGGCCAGAUUCGACCACGUCCACGGUGCAUCCCCAGCCACGCCUUGUCUGUACUGCACGGUUAGGAGGCCAACAACACCAGUCCAGCGUGUCGUCGGUGGAUGCGAGGCCUCACCCGCUCCCCGCCCGCCCUGGCCCGAGCCUUGGGGUACGCCUGCCUGGAGGCUCUGCAUACGAUCUUUGUUAGAGUGUCAGUACAGUAUCUCUCAAUGUAGGCUAAUAGCACCAGGAGUAUUAUUGUAAAUUUUUGUUGUGUAUAGGUGUUGCAUGCAUGACAUUGUUUUGAAUGGUAUUAAUCUGGAAGAUAUUUUGUAUAAAGAAAAUACUCUACUAUAUGAUGUCUUUUGUGUAAUGAAAUAAAGAAAAGGAAUCUGAA
Eriocheir sinensis (Chinese mitten crab) is the source of this 8408-nucleotide messenger RNA. Its product is annotated as HMG box-containing protein 1-like. The record is from RefSeq and is a predicted model, not a curated record. NCBI's taxonomy places the organism in Eukaryota, Metazoa, Arthropoda, Malacostraca, Decapoda, Varunidae. Gene Ontology annotation, molecular function: RNA binding; RNA polymerase II cis-regulatory region sequence-specific DNA binding; protein binding. Gene Ontology annotation, cellular component: nucleus. Gene Ontology annotation, biological process: regulation of transcription by RNA polymerase II. Bases 853 to 2664 code for a protein of 603 amino acids. The transcript is spliced from 7 exons.